AUGGAGGAAGUGGAUUUGGAGGCAGCCCUAGAAGUGGUCUUCAGAGAUACGGUGGACGAGGCGGUUGAAUUUGUAGGUGGAUCUCUUGGUGGUGCCCAUGGAGGAGGUGUCAGCGGUGGAUCCUUCGGUGGUUCAUCAUAUGGAAACGGGGGUUUUGGAGGUGGAUCCUUCGCUGGUGGUCAUGGAGGAGGCUUUUUAAGAGGCAAAGGAGGCUCAUUUGGAGGCAGCUCUCUUGGAGGCGGUUUAGGCGGUGGAUCCUUCGGUGGCCGAUCCUACGGAAGGGGCAGUUUUGGAGGCAGCUUUAUUGGAGGUUUCUCUUUUGGAGGUGGUCCUGGAGGAGGAUUCACAAAAGGCAAAGGAGGCUUCUUUGGAGACGGGUAUUUUGGAGGUGGUCAUGGAGGAUCGUUUGAAGGAGGAAAAGGAGGGUCCUUUGGAGGUGUAUCUUAUGGAGGAAGCUCCAUUGUAGGUGGCUCUUUUGGAGGAGACUCCAUUGGAGGAAGCUCCAUUAGGGGUGUCUCUUUUGGAGGUGGUCCAAGAGGAGGAUUCACAGGAGGCAAAGGAGUGUCCUUUGGAGGUGGCUCUUUUGGAGGUGGUCCUAGAGGAGAAUAUAUAGGAGGCAAAGGAGGGUCCUUUGGAGGUGGCUCUUUUGGAGGUUGUCCUGGAGGAUCAUUUUGA
Molecule: messenger RNA, 675 nt
Organism: Macrobrachium nipponense
Lineage: Eukaryota; Metazoa; Arthropoda; Malacostraca; Decapoda; Palaemonidae
Exons: 2
Coding region: 1-675 (224 amino acids)
Source: RefSeq, a predicted model, not a curated record